AGUUCUGACAGCAGCGACCUGUUGGUGCGAUGUAAACAAAGUUCCGUUUUUUUUUUGUUCUUGGAAGCAUAAAAGUGCAAUUUUCCUGAAAAUGCCAACCGACGCGUGCUGCGUGCCGGGUUGCCCCCCGAGCACGCUGCUGCACCGCUUCCCGGACGACCGCGCCGAUCCGGAACGGGCCACCGAGUGGCGCCAGCGGCUGGACGUUGCCGCCACCGUCGAUUCGUUGGUUUGCUGCGGGCGGCACUUUUCCGACGGGCAGUACGAGGGAUUUGAUCGCGCCAAACCGUUGAAGCCGGAUGCCGUUCCGGACUGUAACUUGCCAAAGAUCAAGCUGGAGGUGGAAUCGGUAACGAGCUUGAACAAUAACAUUGAAGUUGCGCCGGAGGUGAUUAUGGCGCGGUCAUCGCUCGAGCUGGAUCGCUUCAAGGAGGGGACGUUCACGUCUCCGUCGGCGGUCGUCGUUGAAAAUUUGGACAAGAUGUGUCGUCUUUGUUUGGAAACAGAUGAAUCCGGAACACACCAGCCGUUGUUUGGUGGCGACACAGAUGGCAUCGUGGACUCGAUCCAGCAGUCGAUUGGGAUCGAAAUUGACUUGGGCGAUCCGUACCCGAAGCAGAUCUGUCCUGUUUGCAUCGAGCGGGUCAACUACAUCCAGCGAAGUCGCGAAUGGUUCCUGAAAAAUGACAACCUGCUUAAGGCGCUGGUUCCGGAAGCGAUUGAGAGCGUGCCGAACGACGAUUUGAUCAUUCCGGACUUGAUUCCAGCGACUUCGGCGGCCGCCCCAACGGAGGCAAUCUACUUCAAGGAGGAAGCUGGCGAGGAAGGCAAUGAGGACGAUCAGAUCUUGCUGCAGCCACUGCGGAAGCGUGCUCCGGCGUCGAAAGCCCGCAAGAAGCGAACGGUUUCGGGUCGGCCGACCUCGUUCUGCACCAUGUGCAGUCGGGAGUUUGAGUGCCCGCGAGAUUUGCGCACUCAUCUGUACUCCGCGCACCAGGGCGUCAUCUGCAAGCACUGCGGAGUGGCCUACUCGCACCCGGGGACACUCCAGAUGCACAUCAAGCAGCAUCACGGCGAGAAGGAACGGCUGGCGGAGUGGAAGGAACAGGCGGCCCAGAACCUGUUCCGUGAGAUGGCGGAGAAGUUUAACGGGGGUGUCGGGCUGGUGCAGGGAGGGAGAGGAGGAGGUGUUGGCGAUGCUGGUGCCGAUACGGGUGAUUGGAAGGGUGUUGGAAGAGGUAGGCCGAAACGGCAGAAACACAAGUGAGGACAAUAACCUGGUCGAGGAAUUUCUCUGCUUCUUGGAAGCUUUGCGGAGUGGCAAAAACAUUAAACCAAAAUUGAAUUAUUGUUGAGUUGAAUAAGAUUUAAUUUUAGUUAUAGUUGAGUAAUUUUGUUGUAAUUUGACCAAAUAUAUACCCAAUAAAUAAUGAUUAUCAAAAAGUUA
Messenger RNA from Culex quinquefasciatus (southern house mosquito), 1447 nucleotides. RefSeq lists its product as uncharacterized. NCBI's taxonomy places the organism in Eukaryota, Metazoa, Arthropoda, Insecta, Diptera, Culicidae. The transcript has 2 exons. The record is from RefSeq and is a predicted model, not a curated record. The coding region runs from base 92 to 1267 and encodes 391 amino acids. Gene Ontology annotation, molecular function: zinc ion binding. Gene Ontology annotation, cellular component: nucleus.